Thalassophryne amazonica is the source of this 1882-nucleotide messenger RNA. It is a transcript of the gene naxe, whose product is annotated as NAD(P)HX epimerase. NCBI's taxonomy places the organism in Eukaryota, Metazoa, Chordata, Actinopteri, Batrachoidiformes, Batrachoididae. The transcript is spliced from 7 exons. The coding region runs from base 109 to 960 and encodes 283 amino acids. Gene Ontology annotation, molecular function: NAD(P)HX epimerase activity. Gene Ontology annotation, cellular component: mitochondrion. The record is from RefSeq and is a predicted model, not a curated record.
UUCUGACACCUUUUCAAACAGGAAGUAGAUGACAGGGUUCAUGGUGCUUUAAUAACGUUUCUGUUUCUGCAAAGUUUAGUAUAUUAGAGCGAAUUUGGAUCGAUCUGGAUGUUGAGUGUGCGGGCUCUGUUUGGGAUCGGGUUUCUGGUGACCUCACGUGCCAUACCAGUUUUUUCUCAGACAGGGACCUGUUCAGGGUCCUCUGCAGUCAGGAACCACAGGAAGGAGUGUUUCAGUAGCAGAGCAGCGUCCACCAUGGCUCAGACCAUCAGAUAUCUUGGGCAGGAGGAGGCCCAGCACAUAGACGAGGAGCUCUUCAGUGAGUACGGCUUCAGUGUGGACCAGCUGAUGGAGCUGGCUGGGCUCAGCUGUGCCACAGCCGUCUCCAGGGCAUAUCCCAUCAGUUCCCUGGUCAAAGACAGACCAACACUGCUGGUGAUUUGUGGACCAGGAAACAACGGUGGUGAUGGUCUCGUCUGUGCAAGACAUCUGAAACUCUUUGGUUAUGAGCCCACCAUCCUGUAUCCAAAGCGGCCAAACAAACUGCUGUUUCAGGGUCUGACCACACAGUGCCAGAAAAUGGAAAUCCCUUUUCUGACUGAGAUGCCUGAGGCAGAUGUGAUUGAUGAAGCCUAUAACCUGGUGAUAGACGCCAUCUUUGGCUUCAGCUUCAAGGGUGCGGUGCGAGAGCCUUUUGGCGCCAUCCUGAACGUGCUUAAGAAGACCACAGUCCCCAUCGCCAGUAUCGACAUCCCCUCAGGUUGGGAUGUGGAGCACGGCAGCGCAGACGGACUCCAGCCCGACAUGCUCAUUUCUCUGACUGCACCCAAGAAGUCGGCGUCUUUGUUCCAAGGACGCUUCCACUUCCUGGGAGGUCGCUUUGUGCCACCUGGUCUGCAAAAAAAGUACCAACUUAACCUGCCUCAGUACCCAGGAACAGAUUGUGUGUUACAGCUGUAGGUUUGUGUUCAAAGAGGGUUUUUGGUAAUUAGCAGAAAGCCCUGAAGUGUGAUUGGUUUGGUUUUGUUUGACUGCUUGGCGGCGGUAUAGAUCUCAAAGAUGGGAUGUGAACCAUGUAGGUAGGGUUUUAUAAUGGAGCCUUUUUAGCUCUCUAGAAAUGUUUGUGAAAAUGUCCAACAAUAAGCUUCACCUGUAGGUUUCUCAACUGCCAGAAAAUUUGAAAACACAUGAAUUGGUAGUGUUCUGUUUUUAUGUAUGCUGAGUGGGUUCCAGUUCAGCCUUUGUGCUCAUUUGUUGUUGGCAGGCAGGACAACUCAGAUUUAACUAUUGACUUUAAGGAAAAUUGGGGAAAUAUUCUCUUGUUUUAAUUACCAAAGAAUUUUGAAAGGGGACAGUGUAGUGUUUGGGACUUUGACCUCACACACACCAGCUCUGUCAGUGCCCAUAUCAUCGUUUCCAUUUUGAAUGCUCUCCCCAUGUCUCCAUGCACUUUCCCUGGGUACACCCCAUCAUUAGCAACAUGCACACUAGCAGGCAUGUAUAUAAUUAUUGCUCAUGGUGCUCACGCAUGCUCAGAAAUGAUGCAUGACAGAAAACAUGGAGGGAAUGCGUUCAUACAGUCUGUUUUCAUUGCUUUCCUCAUAAAAAGUGCUUCUCUGUUUUUUGCUGUGCGCACCAUGAGCACCAGUUAUGUGCACACCUGCACAUGAACAGGAGCAGCUAAAGGGAGAAAAUAAAUCAUUCAAAACAAUUUAGUGUACUCUGAGAGGUAACUGAAUGAUGUUACUGGUGUACUCCGGAAAAUAGUCAUCACUGAGUUAAAAAAAAAAAAAAUCUGACUAAACUGUAAUGUGUCCUCAGAUGUUUUUGGUGACCUCUUUUUCAGGUUGCAGCCCACAGUUUGAACCACUUAAAAAAAAAA